AUGGAGGAGUCUCACGCUGGCCUCCAGGAGAGACUUGAGAAAAUUUCUGUCAAAGAAGAACUGAAUUUAAAUGUGGACCUGUUUUCUCCUGAUAAUAACAAGCAGGGCCAGGAGGGAGAAAGACAAAAGAGGGAGGGGCGGGAGGGCAGGCAGCAGUCACGUCAAAACAGAAAACCACCCAAACGCUGCUCGGAAGGGACGCUGGCGGGGCUCCGUGGCUGCCAGUGGGAGCGAGGGGAGCCUGGAGGCCUGGCCAUGGGAGCAGACGUGCCCUGCAGGCCAGCUCCAGCCCCUGCCCGCUCUGGUCACCAAGGAGUGGACGGGGUGGAUUUUGAAAAGAAAUCAAGAGAGUCCCAAAAUCAGUGGCGGAGGCCCAGGCUGGCUCCCUGCGCUACCACGGCGCUUGGGAAGAGUCACCGGGACCCGUUCGCAACCUCCGUGGGCCAGCACAUAGAAAAGGCUACAUUUGCUGGAGUUCAGGCUGAACACUGGGGCCAGCUUAUGCACAUCUGUGACAUAAUUAACACUGCCCACGAUGGGCCAAAAGAUGCAGUAAAAGCUUUGAAGAAAAGGAUUUCCAAAAACUACAAUCAUAAAGAAAUCCAACUUACCUUGUCACUUAUUGACAUAUGCAUACAGAACUGUGGUCCAAGUUUCCAGUCUCUGAUUGCGAAGAAGGAAUUGGUUAAAGAUAGUCUAGUUAAGCUGCUGAAUCCCAGAUAUACCUUGCCAAUAGACAUUCAGAAUAGAAUUUUGAAUUCCAUUAAGAUGUGGUGGCAGGGGUUCCCAGGAGGUAUGGAUGUAAGUGAAGUGAAAGAAGUGAGAAAGAUGGAUCUCCUUAAGAAAGAUGUUCAGUUUCCUCCAUCAGAUGCUGAAACAGCCAGACUGGGUCAGACUGGGUCUGAAAACCGUGAAGACAAAGAGCUUCUGCAGAAACUUUAUCAGACAGGUCGGGAGAUGCAAGAGAGGAGCACGGACCUGCUCGUGGUGGCGGAGAAGGAAGAUGUCACUGUUGAGCUAGUUCAAGUGAAUGAGGAUUUUAGUAACACCACCCUUGGAUAUGAGAGGUUUACUCGAAACCAACAAAGGAUUUUGGAGCAAAAUAAGAACCAGGGGGAAGAUGCCAAUACUAGCAGUGAAACUUCUGCCCCAUCCUCUGAUCUCCUUGACCUGAGUCCCAGCCCUCCAACACACAGGGCCACUCUGGGAGAAUACAACACCCUGAAUGCUCAGCUUUCAGACUUAAAUUUCAGCUCUCCAAGUCCUGUUGUAACAAACAACCUGAAACCCAGUCUUCAUCCACAGGUGGAUUUGCUACCCUCGGAAAAUACAGAAACACCCCUGUUUGCCCAAAGGACCAGCCAAAACCUUGCCUCAAGUCAUACAUAUGAGAGUUUUCUGGAAUAUUCAAAUUCAGUAUUACUACAGCCGGUUAGUCUACAGACCAUUCCAGCGACACCAUCAAAGCAGAGACUACCAUCCUUGCCCAGCAAUCAACCAGCGAUGACAAAGAAUGAUUUCCAGCCACCCAAUUACUACAAGGUAAUGGAGUUUGAUCCAUUAGCUCCUGCUGUCACCACAGAAGCUAUUUAUGAAGACACUGAUGUAUAUCACUACAAAGGAGCUCAAAGUCACUAUGACUGUUGA
Messenger RNA from Balaenoptera acutorostrata (minke whale), 1647 nucleotides. RefSeq names its product TOM1-like protein 1. Lineage: Eukaryota; Metazoa; Chordata; Mammalia; Artiodactyla; Balaenopteridae. Gene Ontology annotation, cellular component: membrane; endosome. Gene Ontology annotation, molecular function: clathrin binding; phosphatidylinositol binding; ubiquitin binding. The record is from RefSeq and is a predicted model, not a curated record. Gene Ontology annotation, biological process: signal transduction.